Rhagoletis zephyria (snowberry fruit fly) is the source of this 823-nucleotide messenger RNA. RefSeq names its product saccharopine dehydrogenase-like oxidoreductase. The record is from RefSeq and is a predicted model, not a curated record. NCBI's taxonomy places the organism in Eukaryota, Metazoa, Arthropoda, Insecta, Diptera, Tephritidae. Gene Ontology annotation, cellular component: plasma membrane; mitochondrion; lipid droplet. Gene Ontology annotation, biological process: glycolipid biosynthetic process.
AGAGGUGUCUGGGGGCAUUCGCGAGCUCUUGUAAAAUCGAUUUGGAAGACACUUACCCUUAAUGCAGUUGUAAAUAUUUUAUGCGAAUUUAGUUAUUGCAAGACAUUGAAGGCGUCAACCUUUCAAAGUACCAUAGUGCUUAGAUCAAAAUGGUGACAAAAUUGGAUGCAAUAAUUUUCGGUGCAACCGGCUUCACUGGGAAAAUUGUCGUUGAGAAUGCGCCGGAGGUGUUGCAAGGACUGACGUGGGGUAUUGCGGGAAGGAAUUCGGCUAAAUUGGAAAAUGUCUUGAAAGCAGCCGGUAAAAAAAUUGGCAAGGAUCUUAGUAAGAUACCCAUUAUUUUGGCAGACGUUGAAGAUGAAAACUCCAUAAAGGAAAUGGUUAACAAGUGCAAGGUCAUCAUCAAUUGUUGCGGCCCCUAUCGUUUUUAUGGCGAGGUGGUGGUAAAAGCCUGCAUUGAAGCUGGCACUCAUCAUGUGGAUAUCAGCGGCGAAUCACAAUUUAUCGAUGGCAUGGCUGUGAAGUAUCAUGAAUUGGCUAAGGAGAAGCACGCCUUUGUGGUGUCGGCCUGUGGAUUUGGUAGUUUACCCGCCGAAAUGGGUGUAGUAUUUGCUGAACGUAAUUUUCCAGGCACGGUGAACUCCAUUGAAAUGUACUGGGAGAAUAGCAUUGAUUUCAAAGAGGGUGAGUCAAAAGCAUUGAUGCAUGCUGCAACUUGGGAGAGCGUUGUGCAUGUGUUUAGUCAUGUAAAGCAGCUGAUUGCACUCAAACAACAGCUGAUACCCAAAGAUUAUCCUGAAUUGAAACCUGCUUUGGAAGUGAG